AUGGUUUGUAAGCAUUGUGAGUAUGCCCCGACAGAUGUGGACGAGCGUUGCCGACUGCGCUCUUUGGGAUUUGAAGGCAGAGGACUGGUGAACAUCAACAAGGCUCUGAGCAGACUCGAAUGGCAGCUGAGUUUCAGAAUGGCUACAAUCGCCCAUGACGGGGUCCUGCUUUUCUCUGGAGACCGUAACUCGGAUUUCAUUGAGAUUUCCAUCCAAGACCGCGUUCUCAAGGCAGAAUUUUCACUUGGCGACCAGCCAAAAGUAGUGCGCAUGGAGAGCGAGCGGAGGAACAGGGUAAAUGACGGCGAGUGGCAUACUGUCCAUGUCAUUUACUACGAUCGGCACCUUACCUUACUGCUCGACGACUGUGAUGCGUUCGUCUCCCUGCACGCUCACGGAGCUGCUCCAUGUGCCGCUCAUGCAAGGAUCGACUUACCACCCAAGUAA
Molecule: messenger RNA, 447 nt
Organism: Cooperia oncophora
Lineage: Eukaryota; Metazoa; Nematoda; Chromadorea; Rhabditida; Trichostrongylidae
Source: the annotation of a GenBank genome assembly